Molecule: messenger RNA, 1454 nt
Organism: Aspergillus glaucus CBS 516.65
Lineage: Eukaryota; Fungi; Ascomycota; Eurotiomycetes; Eurotiales; Aspergillaceae
Product: cardiolipin synthase
Exons: 5
Coding region: 353-1321 (322 amino acids)
Biological process (GO): cardiolipin biosynthetic process
Cellular component (GO): mitochondrion; membrane
Molecular function (GO): cardiolipin synthase activity
Source: RefSeq, a predicted model, not a curated record
CGACAAAUUAUUUGUAUCCUUUCGUGUCUGUAUAGAAUUGAAUGGCCAGUUGAACGGCUAGUGAGGUACCGAAUCUGUGUGUUUGCUUUCCGAUUGCCAGCUCGUGAGUCUGAUUUGACCGGUGUUUGUCGCAAACCAGACCAAUAAGCAAUCUGCGAAGUAUCGGCAUUGACAGGCUGCCUGUGAUGCCAUAGGAAUUAACACGCUUACUUGUUAAUUCGGGUCGAAGAGACGCUCUGAAUUGAACUAAGGACGACAAAUUCCUGCGCCACGGGAGCAUACCUUGAAAAGAAAACAAUCUAUUUGACUCGUUAUCCUAUUUGCCUACUCUGUCUUUGGACUGGAAGUCAUCAUGGCAACAAGUGCAUUUUUAUUGUCCCGGCAGUGUCCGCGGUUACUAGGCCCAAGUACUCGCUCGCUCGGUUCGGGUGCAUUGAGGGGAGGGUUUCGGCAGCAUGGGAUGUUCAACCGGUCUAUUGUUACUUUGUCGGGGUUAUCGAGGGCUCCGAGGACGAAAGAUUGCUUCGUGCGUGGCGCAAAUGCAAGCUGCAUACAGAUACUCAGUCAGAAGAGAUGGACGACAAACAAAAGCCCAGAAGAUCAGGCACAACCUACGAAAGAACCUGAACAACCUCGGAUACAAGUCCCUCAAAAAACUCACGAAAACAUCUACACUGUUCCGAAUAUCCUGACCUUCUCUCGUCUGCUUGCUGCCCCCGCUGUAGGGUACUUUCUCGUCCAGCACCACCACGCUGCUGCCUUGUCCUUGUUUGCCUAUGCCGGCGUGACGGACCUCGUCGACGGGUAUAUCGCCCGUCGAUGGAACCUACAGACAGUUGUGGGGACCAUUAUCGACCCAAUGGCCGACAAGCUACUAAUGACCAUCGGUGUUGCUUGUUUAGCAGUAAACGGAUCUAUUCCCGUCUGGCUCGCCGUGAUCAUCCUCGGCCGCGACGUAGGCCUCGCAAUAUCCGCGAUCUACUACCGCUGGAUCUCCCUUCCACCACCCAAAACAAUGGCCCGGUAUUGGGACUUCUCGCUCCCCUCUGCAGAGGUGAAACCGACCGAGAUAUCCAAGAUCAACACCGCAUUGCAGCUUUUGCUCGUUGGCUCUGCGAUCGCUCUGCCUGUGCUUCCGGAGACGUUCUUGGAUGCUUGGCAUCUUAGAGAGGCUAUGACUGGAUUUCAAUACCUCGUCGCAGGAACCACCAUCUGGUCCGGUCUUAGCUACGUCUUCUCGAAGAACGCAGUUAAGAUCUUGACCAAGGAAGAAGUCCAGAAGAGGAUUGCUAGAGGUAGUACGAAGAAGGGGUCUUCUUAAUGUUUUCGAAACUUUUCGAUGGAGAAAGGGAAAAAGUCGUGAUCGUACAGUUGUACAUACGGGGUGAAUGGUUUGUGUACUUGAAGUCCUGUAAAUGAGUUGCAUAGCAUUGCAUUUAUCGCUUCAUAGUUGG